Molecule: messenger RNA, 8348 nt
Organism: Pseudoliparis swirei
Lineage: Eukaryota; Metazoa; Chordata; Actinopteri; Perciformes; Liparidae
Gene: dmxl2
Product: Dmx-like 2
Exons: 46
Coding region: 321-8348 (2675 amino acids)
Biological process (GO): vacuolar acidification
Cellular component (GO): RAVE complex
Molecular function (GO): protein binding
Source: RefSeq, a predicted model, not a curated record
CAGAGAUCCCGCUGCCUCCGCUCUCACGAUUAAUCGUGAGGCUGGUGUUGACAGCGAGAGGCGACGGGGCGGCCGGUUGAACCGUGGAGAUACAUGACGGGACCGGGAGAAACUGCAUGUGCACGGGCCGCGCGCUGACACGCCGCCGGCCGAGGACGACGUGCGCGUUGACUGGUGGGAUUACCAGCCGCUGCUAGAUGGAGAAACCGAAAGGGUGGACUUAUUAAAUAAUAAUAAAAAUAGAUAAAUAAAUAAAACACCCCAUCUGCUGCUAAAAUAUAUAUUUAUUUAAAAAGAAGAAAAAGAAAGAGAAGAGGAAAAUGCAUCUGCAUCAGGUGCUGACGGGAGCUGUGAACCCGGGAGACUGCUGCUUCUCGGUGGGGAGCGUGAACGACGUCCCCUUCACGGCCUACGGCUCCGGCUGCGACGUCGUGAUCUUGGCCGGCGACUUCGACUGCGUUCAGAUCAUCCCGGGAGCCCAGAACGGGAACGUCCAGGUGGGCUGUGUGGAGUGCUCCCACCUGCUGGGCCGGAUCGCUGCGUCCUACGGGAACACGGUCUGCGUCUUCGAGCCUCUCUCCACCAACCCCAACAAGCGGCACAAGCAGCUUAACUAUCAGUGGCAAAAGACGGGGCAGUUCUUCCUCCACGCCAUCGCCUACAACCUGGUGUGGGACCCCCAAGGGAACCGGAUCCUCGCCGCCACCGAGCGGCUGCAGCUGUGGGCGCCGCCAGCGGCGGACGCCCUGAUCGAGGAGGACGACGGGCAGCUGAGCGAGGACAAGCCCCUCCCCCUCCUCAACGACUGGAGCUGCGUCUGGCAGUGCAGGACUGCAGCGUCAGUCCACAUCGCCAAGUGGUCUCCAGACGGGGAGUACAUUGCCACCGUGGGGAAGGAUGACUGUCUGCUCAAGGUGUGGUACCCCACCACCGGGUGGCGCUCUGCGGUGGCGGUCCACGACCCCUCGGAGGAGAGGUCUCCCCCCGUUAACUUCUCCUUCGUUUACCUGGCCCACCCCCGCUCCGUCAGCGGCAUGUCCUGGAGGAAGACCAGCAAGUACAUGCCCAAGGGCUCCGUGUGCAACGUGCUGCUGACGUCCUGUGAGGACGGCGUGUGCCGCCUGUGGUCGGAGACGCUGCUGCCGGAGGACAGCCUGCUGGGGGGGCCGAUCUCCGGGGACACGCACUCCUCCAGCUCCAGCCUGCCGGGCCUGGCGGGCAACAAGGACAAGAUCCAGCACGCUCUGGAGUCGAUCCACCACCUGAAGCACUUGCGCCGCGGCCGGCGGCGCUCCUCUGCGCUGGCGGCUCACAGCGAGCUGCUGCCCUCUCAGCUCGGCACGCAGGACACCCACACGCACCGGCACAUCGCCCACCACGCCAACGCCCUGUGCCACUUCCACAUCUCCGCCAGCAUCAACCCCAACACAGACAUCCCGUUGGCGCUGGCCGACUCUGCCCUGCUGGCCCCUGAUGUCUUUGUGGUCCACUGGCUGAACAACAAGGACCUGAGCUUCUCGUCCUGCAUGGAGCUGUUCAUGCUGCAGCUGCGCCGGCUGUCGGAGCAGCAGCUGGACCCGAGCGCCGAGGACCCCCUGGACCCCGACGGCUCCCCCAUGAAGUUUGACUUUGACCUGGACGAGAUGUCCGACAAGGCGUCCUCGGAGCAGGGCGAGGAGGCGGAGCCGGGCGAGCGGAGCAGCACCAAGGCCUCGUCCCCGGGGUCCGGCUCCAGCCUGCCGCUGCCCUCCAUGCUGCUGGAGAGGAAGAUGGAGACUCUGAUCACGGAGUGGAACCGGAGCCCCGACAUGCUGUUCACCAUCCACCCCACGGACGGCUCCUUCCUGGUCUGGCACGUCAAGUACCUGGACGAGUUCAACCAGGGCAUCUUCAGGCAGGUUCAGGUGUCCUUCUCCUCCCGCAUCCCAGUGGCGUUCCCUACAGGCGACGCCAACUCCCUGAGCAAGAACAUCCUGAUGUACGCCUGCACCCUGAGCGAGGGGGAGAGCGCCAGAGCCGGCGAGCAAGGCAGGGCGCUCCGACGCGUCUCCCCGUCGCUGGCCGCCUCCCUGAACCCUCGGCCGGGCGUCGGCCCCGCGGUGAUGAUGGUCUCCAAGCACGUGGACGGGUCCCUGAACCAGUGGGCGGUGACCUUCGCCGAGUGCUCCGCCUUCUCUGACGUGAUGACCGUGACCCACGAGUGCCGCUACUGCGGCCACCGCUUCCACCUGAACGAGCAGGCGUGCCACACGGUGCUGCCGCUGCUGCUGACCUCCUCGCACCACAACGCGCUGCUGACCCCGCCCCCGCCUCCCGCCUUCCCUCCCCCAAAGGGACCCCCCAGCGGCAGGAAGCGGCUCCGUAACGCGGCCACCGGGACCUUCCACGACCCCAACGCCAUCUACAGCGAGCUGAUCCUGUGGCGGGUGGACCACAUCGGACCCCUGUCCUGCACCGGGGGCGUCUCCGAGCUGGCCCGGAUCAACUCGCUGCACACCUCGGCCUUCAGCAACAUGGCCUGGCUGCCCACGCUCGUGCCCAGCUCCGUGCUCGGAUCGUACUGUAACAGCGCCAGCGCCUGCUUCGUGGCGUCGGACGGGAAGAACCUGCGUCUGUAUCAGGCCGUGGUGGACGCCAGGAAGCUGCUGGACGAGCUGUCGGACCCCGACACCUCGAAGCUGGUGGGUGAAGUGUUCAACAUCGUGAGCCAGCAGUCCACGGCCCGGCCGGGCUGCAUCAUCGAGCUGGACGCCAUCACCAACCAGUGUGGCGCCACCACCCAGCUGCUGCACGUCUUCCAGGAGGACUUCAUCCUGGGCUACAAGCCUCGGCCGGAGCCGGACGCCUUCACGCCGGCCUUCCCGUGUGGAGAAGAUUACCAGCCGGCGCCGUUCUCUGAGAAGUUCUUCCUGGUGGUGAUUGAAAAGGAUCUCAACGGGAACUCCGUGCUGCAGAUGUGGCACCUGCACCUGCAGUCGGUGCAGGCGUGUGUCGACGAGAAGAGCCCCGACUUCAGCUUCCAGAGCCGGCUGCCGGUUCCCGACCGCGCCGGGAACGCCGACUCGUCCCCGGAGACCUCUCCCGUCGGGGCGCUGCCUCGCUCGGCCUCCACGGCCAACCUGCAGUCGGCCAGCAAGCUGAUCCUCGGCUCCCGGCUGGUGUGCAGCGAGCGGCUGGACCUGCCCCCCGGCGUGGAGGUCACCCGGGCCACGCCCUCUGCAGGUCACCUGAGCUCCUCCUCCAUCUACCCCGUGUGCCUGGCGCCGUACCUGAUCGUCACCACCUGCUCGGACUCCCGCGUGCGGUUCUGGCGCUGCGCGGUGGAGGGCGGCGCCGCCGGAGACGAGCGCUCGUACCGCUGGGAGCCGUGGGCGCUGAUGAACGAGGAGAAGGACGACGACAGCGCCGUGUGCGUGUCCGGACGGCCCGUCGCCGUGUCCUGCUCCUACAUCGGCAGGCUGGCCAUCGCCUUCAAGAAGCCCCGGGGGGGACAGCUGCCGGGCCCCGGGGACGACUUCUCCAUGCACGUGUCCAUCUACGAGUGCGAGUCCACCGGAGGCUCCGAGUGGGUUCUGGAGCAGACGCUGCACCUGGACGACUUCACCAGAGCCUCGGCCACCCUGGACCCCCGGGUCAGCGUGGACUCCAACCUCUUUGUGUACAGCAGGUCUGACCUGUACAUGAGCAGAGACCACAGCUCCCCCAACAUCAAGCACUACGUCCACCUGGACUGGCUCUCCAAGGAGGACGGCUCUCACAUCCUCACGGUGGGCGUCGGCUCCAGCAUCCUGAUGUACGGACGCAUCUCCGGCGUGGUCAACGAGCCGACCAGCGGCGAGGACGGGGUGGCCGUCAUCACGCUGCCCCUAGGGGGCAGCAUCAAGCAGGGCAUCCGCUCGCGCUGGAUCCUGCUGCGCUCCGUGGACAUCCUGUCCUCCGUGGACGGCACGCCGUGCCUGCCGGUCUCGCUGUCCUGGGUGCGGGACGGCAUCCUGGUGGUGGGCAUGGACUGCGAGAUGCACGUGUACGCCCAGUGGCACCAGGACAAGAAGCCCGGGGAGGAGGGGGAGGGGCGCGAGCUCUCCUCCGCCGACAUCGCCGGAGGCUCCUGCUCGGAGGGCAGAGGUCGCUCUAAGAGCGUGUUUGAAGGGAGCGCGGCGGUGGACGAGGCCCUCAGGGCCCCGGCCGGCCUCCAGGAGGGGGGGCUGUUCGAAGCGGCCCACUCUCUGUCUCCCACGCUGCCCCAGUACCACCCCACCCAGCUGCUGGAGCUCAUGGACCUGGGCAAGGUGCGCCGGGCCAAGGCCAUCCUCGCUCACCUGGUGAAGUGCAUCGCCGGGGAGGUCGCCGUGGUGAGGGACGUGGAGGCCGGAGAGGGCGGAGCCAGGAGACACCUGUCCCGCACCAUCAGCGUGACGGGCAGCACGGCCAAAGACACCAUCGUGGCCGGGCGCGACGGAGGCCGCGACUACACGGAGAUCAACUCCAUCCCCCCGCUGCCGCUCUACUCCCUCAUGCUGGCCGACCUGGACACGUCCUACAAGGGGGCGGAGGAGGCCGGCAAGGGGCCCGACGGGGGCGGCUCCCAGAAGGCCGGAGAGGACCAGUACUCCGACCUCUUCCAGGUCCAAGCCGUCACCACAGACGACUGCAUGACCUUUGCCGUGGACAAACCAGAGAAGAAGUCUCGCGUCAUCAACCUCUCUCAGUACGGACCCACCUACUUCGGCCCGGAGCACGCUCAGGUGUUGUCCAGCCACCUGAUGCACUCCAGCCUCCCAGGACUCACCAGACUGGAGCAGAUGUUCCUGGUGGCUUUGGCCGACACCGUGGCCACCACCAGCGCCGAGGUCUCCAGCUCCACCGACCAGAAGUGCACAGGUGGAGAGGCCCUUGAUGAGUGUGGCCUGAGGUACCUGCUGGCCAUGCGUCUGCACACCUGUCUGCUCACCUCUCUGCCGCCGCUGUACCGCAUGCAGCUGCUGCACCAGGGCCUCUCCACGUGCCACUUCGCCUGGGCCUUCCACUCGGAGGCCGAGGAGGAGCUGCUGAACAUGGUCCCGGCCAUGCAGCGCGGCGACCCCCAGUGGGCGGAGCUCCGGGCCCUGGGGGUCGGCUGGUGGGUCCGCAACAUCAACACGCUGAGGAAGAUCAUGGAGAAGAUCGGUAAGGCUGCGUUCCAGAGGAACAACGACCCUCUGGACGCCGCUCUGUUCUACUUGGCCAUGAAGAAGAAAGCCGUCCUGUGGGGGCUGUUCAGGUCCCAGCACGAUGAGAAGAUGACUCAGUUCUUCAGGAACAACUUCUCUGAGGACCGCUGGAGGAAAGCCGCUCUGAAGAACGCCUUCUCUCUGCUGGGGAAGCAGCGCUUCGAGCAGUCGGCCGCCUUCUUCCUAUUGGCCGGCUCCCUCAAAGACGCCAUCGAGGUGCUGCUGGAGAAGAUGGAUGACCUCCAGCUGGCCAUGAUCGUGGCGCGGCUGUACGAGGCCGACUCUGAGAGCUCCUCCACCUGCCGGGCGCUGCUCCACCAGAAGGUUCUGGGCUGCCGGCCGGACGGCACCGGGUACCACUGCUCCCGGCUGCACGCCGACCCGUUCCUCCGCAGCAUCGCCUACUGGAUCACCAAGGACUACACGCGGGCGCUGGACACGCUGCUGGAGCGGCGCCCCAAGGAGGAGCACGAGAACCCGGACGUGGCCGUGAAGGCGUGUAACCCGGUGGUGUUCAGCUUCUACAACUACCUGAGGACACGCCCCCUGAUCAUCCGCCGCCACUUCCACGCCGACCCGGACGGCGAGAGGAGCGGCGCCGACGAGAUCAACCUCAUCGAGAGGAAGCUGUUCUUCACCACGGCCAACGCCCACUUCAAGGUGGGCUGCCCGGUUCUGGCUCUGGAGGUUCUCUCCAAGAUCCCCAAAGUGACGAAGAAGAAGAAGAAGAAGAAGAAGAAGAAGAGUCGCUCGUCCUCCACCCUGAGCUCCGCCCAGACGCUGGAGAACGGAGGCGUGGAAUGGGGCGGCGGCGCCGGUGGAGGGGGCGGCGCCGGUGGAGGGGGCGGGCUGGACUGGAGCCAGCCGCUGGUCCAGCUGGAGGACGAGGAGCUGAAGCUGGACUGGGAACAGGACAAGGAGGAGGAGGAGGAGGAAGAUGGCCUGACCAUGAAGAAACCAGACACCAGAGCAGACGGAGGCCCCGAGGGGGGGGGGGACCCCGACCUGCAGAGAGACGACUCGCAGGGUGAGUCUGAGGUGGACGUGAUCGCGGAGCAGCUGAAGUUCCGGGCGUGUCUGAAGAUCCUGAUGACGGAGCUGCGGACGCUGGCCACGGGCUUCGAGGUGGACGGGGGGGAGCUCCGCUUCCAGCUGUACAGCUGGCUGGAGCGGGAGAUCGCCGCCAUGCACACCAUCUGCAACCGCAAGGUGGAGGGCGAGGAGGACGAGUCCGAGGUGGAGCGCUGGCGGCGGCGAGCGGCGGCGGCGGACGACGACGCCCCGGAGCGCUCGGAGGCCGGCGCCUACGAGCGCCACCAGCUGGAGCGGCGCCGGCUGCAGGCCAAGCAGCAGCACGCCGAGAGGCGCAAGGCGUGGCUGAGGGAGAACCAGGCGCUGCUGCGCGUGUUCCUGUCCUACUGCAGCCUGCACGGCGCCAAGGGGGGCGGAGUCACCUCCGUGCGCAUGGAGCUGCUGUUCCUGCUGCAGGAGAGCCAGCAGGAGACGACGGUGAAGCAGCUGCAGUCCCCCCUGCCGCUGCCCACCACGCUGCCGCUGCUGUCGGCCUCCAUCGCCGCCACCAAGACCGUCAUCGCCAACCCGGUGCUGCACCUCAGCAACCACAUCCACGACAUCCUGCGCACCGUCACGCUGAUGGAGGUCACGCCGCACCCCGACAUCGUGGACGACCGGGUGAACGCUCUGCACACCCUGGCGGCGUCUCUGUCUGCGUGCCUCUACCAGGCUCUGUGCGACAGCCACAGCUACAGCAGCCAGACGGAGGCCAGCCAGUUCACGGGGAUGGUGUACCAGGGCCUGCUGCUCAGCGAGAGGAAGCGGCUCCGCACCGAGAGCAUCGAGGAACACGUGACCCCCAACUCGGCGCCGGCGCAGUGGCCAGGCGUGUCCUCCCUCAUCUCGCUGCUGACGUCGGCGCGGGAGGCGGACCAGCCCCGGCUCAACGUGCUGCUGUGCGAGGGCGUCAUGGCGGUUUACCUGGCGCUGCUCAUCCACGGCCUCGGCACCCACAGCUGCAACGAGCUCUUCCGCCUGGCGGCGCACCCGCUCAACAGCCGCAUGUGGGCCGCCGUGUUCGGGGGCGGGGCCAAACUCAUCGUCAAGCCAAAGAGGCCCGAGGCCCCACCAGCCCCCCCUCAGCCAGCGGAGGACGGGGACCGGUACCGCCGCCGGUUCAACAUGAGGAUGCUGGUUCCCGGGCGCCCGAUGAAGGAGACGCCGGCCGCCCCCCCCCCUCUGCCCGUGGAGAGGCCGGCCUACAGGGAGAAGUUCAUCCCCCCGGAGCUCAGCAUGUGGGACUACUUCAUGGCCAAGCCCUUCCUCCCGCUGUCGGACAGCAACGCUCUGUGUGACUCUGAUGAAAGUGGCGCAGAGGACGAUGAAGACGAGGAUGACGCCUUCCUCUCGGACACGCAGAUGACGGAGCACUGCGAUCCCGACUCCUACAGCUGGUCUCUGAUCCGCCUGGCGAUGGUGAAGCUGGCGCACCACAACGUGAAGACCUUCCUCCCCAUCACCGGCCUCGACUUCGCCGAGCUGCCGGUCGUGUCGCCGCUCAGCAACGGCGUUCUGAAGACGCUGGACCACUGGGAGCAGCUGCUGCUGGAGAGGAUGGACCGGUUCGACGGGCCGCCGCCCAACUACAUCAACACCUUCCCCACCGAACCGGGCGCGGGGGGGGGGGCGGCCGCGCUGCGGCACCGCGCCAUGCUGGAGGCCGACAACACGCCCUUCAGGACCAAGAACCAUCAUUCCUUUCCCGCCCGGCGUCUUUGGCACUUCCUGGUGAAACAGGAAGUUCUUAAGGAAACUUUGAUCCGUUACAUCUUCACCAAGAAAAGGAAGCAGAGUGAGUCUGUAGAGAACCACAUGGAGCGUAUAAACCCAGGAGCUAGAGGUCCCUCUAAGGUGGAGGCCGAUCUGGGCUACCCCGGAGGAAAGGCUAAGAUCAUCCACAAGGAGUCUGACAUCAUCAUGGCCUUCGCCAUCAACAAGUCUAACUCCAAUGAGCUGGUGUUGGCCUCCACUCAAGACGUCCAGGAGGUGGACGUUUCCUCUCUGGUGGCCGUGCAGCCGUUCACCUGGAUAGGAGACGACUUCGACAAGGAGUCAAGGAGGUGA